This is a messenger RNA of Trichoderma citrinoviride, 2139 nucleotides long. RefSeq names its product DNA-binding domain-containing protein. The transcript has 3 exons. Lineage: Eukaryota; Fungi; Ascomycota; Sordariomycetes; Hypocreales; Hypocreaceae. Gene Ontology annotation, biological process: DNA-templated transcription; positive regulation of transcription by RNA polymerase II. Gene Ontology annotation, molecular function: DNA-binding transcription factor activity, RNA polymerase II-specific; sequence-specific DNA binding; zinc ion binding. Bases 1 to 2139 code for a protein of 712 amino acids. The record is from RefSeq and is a predicted model, not a curated record.
AUGGCGGCACAUCUCGUGAAAUACCUCGAAAGUAAGACAGACGUUCGACGCAUCUAUUUGACCGAUCUUGAGGCGCGAGUUGCGUGGCUAGAGUCCAUUGUUCGGGACAGAUGUCCAGAUGUCGACCUCAACUCAGGGCCGGGGCGGCCAUCACGAGCUCACUCAUCAACGCUUGAGCGUGGUCAAUCGUCAUCGCGCCAGGGCUCUCAGGAGUCUCCGGAUGAAUCGUCGCCCCAUGAGAUCACAGAGCAGAUGAGCUUGAUAUCCAUAUCAGGUGGCUCUGAUCUUCGAUACCUCGGACCCUCCAGCGGCCUCUUCUUCACCAAAUUCGUGCUUGCGGGCUUAGCACAUGUUGCAGACAUCGAGACGGUGAACCUCCGCGGCUCCGCGGGCAAUGAUGAGGAUGCGCUUCUCCCUGGGGAUUUAGUUGACCUGCAGGCCAAGGACUUCCCAAAUGACAAGAGGCAGACCAUGUUCCUCACCCAGAUAUACUUUGACUCCGUUCACCUGCAGUUCCCUUUCCUUCACGAACCUUCACACCACGCCAUCAUUCACAAGCUUUACAACGGAGAGACUCUGGAUCCGCUAGAGGAGUUUCACGCAUUCAUGGUCCUGGCCAUUGGUGCUACCAUCUACGGUCGGCGCUCGAGGCGGCACAUGCUGGGCGAAGGCUAUUAUGCUUCAGCUCUGCAGCGUCUGGACACUGUGUUCAGAACGCCGUCACUCGUCACUUGCCAGUGUCUUCUGCUGCUUGAGAUGUACACCCUUCACGACCCGUCUUCAGGAUUGAGUCUCUGGACGCUUCACUACCACUCUCUGGCAUCGUGUCUCGAGCUGGGCUUGCAUCGUGACGUGCGGAAUACUCGCCAUUUCAACCCUCUUCAGGUGGAGCUUCGCACGAGGAUCUUUUGGUGCACAUAUACCAUCAAUCGGCAACUCUGCACCACAAUGGGACGACCGUUGGGAUUUUUUGAUGAGCAAUGCGAAUUGAGACUUCCCAAGGAUGUGAAUGACGAUGAAUUGACGGAAGAUGGAGUGCGGCCCUCCACAAGACCACCUGGAAGCCUUACAACCAUGACAAGCGCCAUCCACCUCUUCAAAUGGGCGAGAUUUAGUUCUGAGAUUAAGACUGUCUUGUUUUGUACCGAUCGAAACUACCCGCCCUAUGUCAGUCCGGCCAUCACCGAUAUGACAGCCUGGCGGACGGACAUGAUCAGCCGCCUGCAAAAAUGGCGAGAGGAGAUUCCCAGGCACGCCGAGGGAGAGCGCACGUACUACCUGAAUGAUCUCUGCGAGAUCAGAUACCACGAACUGAUGAUGCUCGUGCUCCGUCCGAAUCCCGUAUUCCAGAAGCCAACAAAGGCAUCCCUGUCCGAAUGCUUCAGCAGUGCCAUUGCCUGCAGCAAGCUGUAUGCGAAGCUAUACGCCGAAAACCAGCUGCGGUAUGGAUGGCUGACGGUUCACUCACUAUUCCUGUGUAUUAUGACCCUGUUUUACUGCGUCUGGACACCCGACGGUAUUGCGGACCAGGUCAAUUUCGAUUGCUUGACUACUUCUUUGAAGGCCGCAUCGGAUAUUCUCAGUGCGACGGGAGAGUACUGGCCUGAGGCGAAGCGAAGCCGUGAUGUCUUGGAUCGAAUCUUUUCGGCGACCAUGAGGCGCUUCGCUCCCCGACAAGAAUUCCCGAAAAUGCAACCCCUGCUUUCGUCACAGGGUUCUCAACCCGGAAGCGCCGCGGCAUCAACAAGCUUGUCCGAUAAUAUGAGUAUCUCGCCGCAGGCCGGCAGCAGCUCUUAUGGGGACGGAAUGCAAACAUCAGGGGACGGCAUCGUCUCGGGAUCGGGAGAUGGGCUUUUGCCACUCGGAGACGGGCUGCUACCCCCAGCAGGCCCGGGAUUGGUUUCACAUGGACUGUCUAUGGCAGAUCUCACACCAGCCAUGAAUGCCGACUUCCCCCCUUAUCCGAAUACGACUCUGGACUCUUUCAUGACGACAGAUUGGCUUUCUUACUUUAUGAAUGCAGAGGACUUUGGGAGCAUGAAUAUGGACACUAAUAUGGGAGGCUUUGGCGGACUGGACAUGACGACAGAUCUAUCCGGAUGGUAUCAAGGUGACAUGAGCGUUUUGGGAAAUAUUUAA